AUGUACACACAGUGGACAAUUGUGAAUAUUUUCAUGGUCUCCUAUCUACAUCUCCUGCGGGGAUCUAAUUAUCAGCAUGGACCUGUGAAGCAGGCAUCUCAGUCAUUGUUAGAGCGUUCGGAGCAGCAGAUCCGGGCUGCAUCCAGUCUGGAGGAACUCCUCAGGAUCACUCACUCUGAAGACUGGAAGCUGUGGAAAUGUCGAGUGAAACUCAAAAGCUUAGCUACUAUGGAUUCCCGUUCAGCAUCCCAUCGCUCCACCAGAUUCGCGGCAACAUUUUAUGACAUUGAAACACUUAAAGUCAUAGAUGAAGAAUGGCAGAGAACUCAAUGUACUCCAAGAGAGACCUGUGUGGAAGUGGCCAAAGAGCUGGGGAAAAGCACUAACACUUUCUUUAAGCCGCCCUGUGUGAAUGUAUUCCGGUGUGGAGGCUGCUGCAAUGAAGAGAGCCUCCUUUGUAUAAACACAAGCACAUCAUAUGUUUCAAAACAGCUUUUUGAGAUAACAGUGCCUUUAACAACUAUACCCGAAUUAGUACCAGUUAAGGUUGCUAACCAUACAGGGUGUAAGUGCUUAUCAACUACUCAACACCACCCAUAUUCCAUCAUAAGAAGAUCCAUCCAAAUCCCUGAAGAGGAUCGCUGUCCCUACAGCAAGAAAGUUUGUCCGAGUGAAUUGACAUGGGACAGCAAUAAAUGUAAGUGUGUCACACAGGAAGAGAAUCCUCUCAAUGGGAUGGAAGAGCACUCCCAUCUUCAAGAACUGGCUAUUUGUGGGCCCCAUAGGAAGUUUGAUGCAGACCACUGUGAAUGUGUCUGUAAAAUGCCUUGUCCUGAUGAUCUCAUUCAGAACCCAGAGAACUGCAGUUGCUUUGAAUGCCGAGAAAGUCUGGAGAGUUGUUGUCAGAAGCAAAAAAUAUUCCAUCCAGAAACCUGCAGCUGUGAGGACAGAUGCCCUUUUCCUACCAGGACAUGUAUAAAUGGAAGACCAAUGUGCGCGAGGCACUGCCGAUUUCUGAGGGACAAAAAGGGCCUCCAUGGGCUCCACAGCAGAGAAAAUCCAUGAUAUUAUUUUUAUCCCUUUGCCAACCCUACCUUUCGGGGCUUUUGUAAACAGCGUGCUGCUUUGCCAAGUUGCUGUCACUUUCCAAGUGUUAGUAAAAAUGAGUCAACAUCCACUUCACUCAGCAAGAAUGAGACUAGCCCCCAUUUAUUUAUUCCAUUAAAUAAGCUGCCACGAAUGGAUUCACUGGGAAACCAGUCAUUGCCCACUGCCAGACGAUGCUUAUAGGGGUGAAGGACUGGACAAGGGACCAUAUUACAUGCAGCUUUUCUACAAGGAACCAAAAGGAUAAUUGGCAACGGAGUGACGGUUACUAUCUACUAAGGAGAAUGGACUAAUCCUUUGCUAACUGCAGCUCUUGUGAAAUCCUCUGAGUCUCUCUUGUACAGAAUGAUUUGUAAUAUGUUCAGCACUGACUUUUUGAUCUACUGUUCAGCUUUUGACUAUUGAGUUUGUUGAACUACUGCCUGAUGUAUCAUAUUUAAAUAUA
This is a messenger RNA of Dromiciops gliroides (monito del monte), 1552 nucleotides long. RefSeq names its product vascular endothelial growth factor D (gene VEGFD). Bases 1 to 1065 code for a protein of 354 amino acids. Gene Ontology annotation, cellular component: membrane. The record is from RefSeq and is a predicted model, not a curated record. Gene Ontology annotation, molecular function: chemoattractant activity; growth factor activity; vascular endothelial growth factor receptor 3 binding. Gene Ontology annotation, biological process: induction of positive chemotaxis; positive regulation of protein phosphorylation; positive regulation of angiogenesis. The transcript has 7 exons. Lineage: Eukaryota; Metazoa; Chordata; Mammalia; Microbiotheria; Microbiotheriidae.